Messenger RNA from Exophiala bonariae, 1791 nucleotides. RefSeq lists its product as uncharacterized. Lineage: Eukaryota; Fungi; Ascomycota; Eurotiomycetes; Chaetothyriales; Herpotrichiellaceae. Gene Ontology annotation, molecular function: tRNA binding; ATP binding; lysine-tRNA ligase activity. Gene Ontology annotation, cellular component: mitochondrion; cytoplasm. Bases 1 to 1791 code for a protein of 596 amino acids. The transcript has 4 exons. The record is from RefSeq and is a predicted model, not a curated record. Gene Ontology annotation, biological process: mitochondrial lysyl-tRNA aminoacylation.
AUGGCGGGCACGGCAAUCAACUAUUCUCCGACCUGCACAACGGCACGGCCUCAACGAGUGCCCGUCAGAUGCUUCACCAGCAAGACAUCUCGACUAGCACAAUUGAAUGGCGGCAAAGAAACUCCGCCCCAAUACUCGAGUGAUGAGGUUCGAGCAAGGGCAGAGGAGUUACAUGCUUCGGGAAAAGAGCUAUACCCACGCUAUUCAGGCAGUUCAAGAACUACAAGCAUAAGAUCUCUUAUUGCCAGGGUCGACGCAGCUGAAAGCGAAGCACAGCCAUCUCAAGGAGAUGCAGCGGCUGACGUUCAAGUCUUGGGAAGAAUCUCAUCCAUCCGCACGCACAGCUCCAAGCUUGCUUUCAUCGACAUUGUUGAGGAUCAGUUGAAGCUCCAGAUCGUACUGUCGUUGUCCGCCCUUGAGUCUUCUGGUAUUUCGAAAGAUGACUUCAAGCGUCAAUGCAAUCUGAUCCGGCGUGGGGAUUUUAUUUCAAUAAAUGGCCACCCACCAUACCGAGCCUCAAAUGGCCAGGUGUCCAUCAAAGGCACAUCACUUCCAGCCCUCCAGUCGCCAUGUCUCAAUCGCUUCCCCAUCGAAGAACGAGGCUUCUCCACCAACGAAUCCUCCAACACCCACUUCCGUGAUCGCCACGUUGAAAUGCUCACCGACCCGUCCAUGAUCGAAACCAUCAAGACCCGUGCAGCCAUCAUCAAGACCCUCCGCUCAUUCUUCGAGGAGAAAUCUUUCGCCGAGGUUCAGACGCCCAUACUCGCUAAUCAAGCAGGAGGCGCCACCGCCCGACCCUUCUCGACGGCCGCCACCGAGUUCUCUGAUGGUAGACAGCUCUCCCUACGCAUCGCACCCGAACUCUGGCUCAAACGCUUGAUUGUUGGCGGUAUGGAUCGAAUCUUCGAAAUCGGACCGAGUUUCCGCAAUGAAGGUCUAGACAAGACGCAUAAUCCAGAGUUCUCAACCUGUGAAUUCUACGCUGUAGGCCACGACCUGCCACGACUUAUGAAGUACACCCAAGACCUCCUCGUGCAACUCGCCCACGCCGUCGAGGAUCUAAAAUUCCCUUUGCCACAGCAUACGACAGCCCUCCUGCAAGCCAUUCAGGGAGAAUUCCAGGUCCUCGACUUCCUUCCCGCGCUAUCUAGCGCUCUCAAUCAACCCCUACCAGACUUACAUUCUCCAACGGCGCAACAAGAUCUCCUCAGCAUCUUCCAAUACCACUCACUCCCCAUCCCAAGCACACCCACCCUCCCACGGCUUCUCGACAAGCUCUCCUCAAUCUACCUAGAACCCCAAUCCCUCAACGGCGGCCCGCCAACCUGGAUCACCAACAUCCCAACCUGCCUAUCCCCACUCGCCAAAUCCCACCUUUCCUCUUCUACCAGCAAUGAAUCCAGCACACCACCACAAGAAAUCGCCGCCCGCGCCGAACUGUUCAUCAACGGCCACGAAAUCGUCAACUGCUACGAAGAGGAGAACUCGCCGACCGCACAGCGUAGAAAAUUCCUGGAACAGCAGUUCUACGCCAACCAGGACCUCUCCUCCACAUCUUCUCCAUCCAUAUCCGAUGACGAAGUCAUGCCGCUCGACGAAUCCUACCUGCGCGCCCUGGAAUGGGGUCUCCCGCCGACGGGCGGAUGGGGCUGUGGCAUCGAUCGCCUCGUUAUGCUGUUCACGGGCCGUGAACGUAUCGCUGAUGUCUUGAGCUUUGGGAGUCUUCGGCAUGUUUCGCAUCGUGAGGAUGGAGGGGGCAGGGAGAGGGAGAAGGAGAAGGGUGAAUGA